Messenger RNA from Phyllopteryx taeniolatus (common seadragon), 2996 nucleotides. It is a transcript of the gene galm, whose product is annotated as galactose mutarotase. Lineage: Eukaryota; Metazoa; Chordata; Actinopteri; Syngnathiformes; Syngnathidae. Gene Ontology annotation, molecular function: carbohydrate binding; aldose 1-epimerase activity. The coding region runs from base 285 to 1331 and encodes 348 amino acids. The transcript is spliced from 9 exons. Gene Ontology annotation, biological process: beta-D-galactose catabolic process via UDP-galactose, Leloir pathway; glucose metabolic process. The record is from RefSeq and is a predicted model, not a curated record.
GAAACCGGAGUGAACCCCGGUCCCCAGAACUGUGAGGCAGAUGUGCUAACCACUCGUUCACUGUCCCGGCGCUACUCCAGCAUGUGCGCUCAAUUCUACGUUGAUUGGGAUGUACGAAGGAAAUGUGCAUGGAUUCAUGUGUACGCACAGAUUCACACAUCUGGAUAUUUUUGUGCGGAAUCUGGAUUUGAGCGUACGCCAUGUUUCAGUAGGAAAUCCACGAGUCUUUGUACGAGGCGACUGUAGGUAGAGCAGGUCGUCCAGUGACUGCACGAUUCAGCCCUAUGCUGUUGAAUAACAUGACGCAGGUUAUAUGUCAACUGUGGGGGAAUUCGCCCAGCAAGGUGGAUCUGUGGACACUCCAGUCCUCUCAAGUGAAAGUGGAGGUCCUUACACUCGGUGCCAUCAUCAGGUCUGUUUGGACCAAGGGGAAAGACGGUGAGAUGGAAGAUGUAGUGUUGGGUUAUGAUGACCUGCAAGGUUAUGUGUCAGACAAGCGGUACUUUGGAGCUGUGGUGGGCCGCGUAGCCAACAGGAUUGCGCAAGGAUGUUUUAUAGCAGAUGGAAAGACAUAUCGAUUAGAUAUCAACAAUGGACCUAAUUCCCUGCAUGGAGGGCUGCAUGGCUUCAAUAAGGCUAUUUGGAUUGCUACAGCAGUGGAAGGUGGUGUGAAAAUGUGUCUUACCAGUCCAGAUGGAGACCAGGGCUACCCUGGAGAGAUGCAGGUCUCUGUUACCUACACCUUGCAGGAGGAAACACUGACUGUAGAGUAUCAAGCGCAGUCUUCCAAAACAACACCAAUCAACCUCACGAACCAUUCCUAUUUCAACCUUGCUGGACAGGCUGCAGAUAAUGUCUAUGACCAUGAAGUGUCCAUCACUGCUCAUUCCUUCUUGCCAGUGGAUGGCACAUCUAUCCCCACAGGAGAAAUCAAAGCAGUGGAUGGCUCGCCCUUUGACCUCAGGCAACCGGUUCUGAUUGGCCCUCAACUAAAGAAAGUUCCAGGUGGAGGAUUUGACCACAACUUUUGUCUGUCAUCACCUGGAGACCCAUGGACUGAAAGAAUUGCAGCUAGGGUUUACCAUUCAGUCAGUGGUCGCAUUUUAGAGGUUUCUACCACCCAACCAGGAGUCCAGUUCUAUACAGCUAACUUCUUGGAUGGCUCAAUAAUGGGUAAAGGUGGAGUUAAAUAUGGGAAACACUGCUCUUUCUGUUUGGAGACUCAGAAUUGGCCUGAUGCUGUCAACUGGGCUUCAUUUCCUGACUGCCUUCUCCAUCCUGGCAAGGAAUACCGACACCUGACUCGCUUCACAUUCACUUAUGCUGAUUGAUUUGAUUGCUGAUUGGGAGAUCCCGCUGAUAACGACUGUAUUUUAAUUCACAGGAGGCCUUGAACUAAAUUAGUAUAGCUUCUACACAUUCCAUUUAAUUUCCAAAACAUUUGUUUUGUAUUGUUUUUUUUUAUGUGAUUUGCCCUUCACUGACAUGUCCUGUAAAUUUGUACCCCAUUAUUUCGUGUGCAACUCUUCAUUGAAUUUUUCGAUCACUCUUCCAGCUUCACGUUCAACAGCUUCACAAUGAACUUCCGAGAAUAGGAAGUGCCAUUUGGGUGAAAGUACUACUGCAGUCAUUGACCCAGCGACAUGUUGCAAAGAUGUACUGAAGCAAGCUAUAGACCCAUCUCAAAUCUUACUUUCAUAGCCAAGAUUGUUGAGAAAGUUAUUCUUAAUCAACUCAGCAAUUUCUUGAACUAAGAUGGACUUUUUGACAAAUUCCAAUCAGGGUUCCGAACUCAUCACAGAACAGAAUCUGCUCUUAUCAAAGUGCUAAAUGAUAUAAGGUUGAAUACUGACUCUGGAAAGUUGUCAAUUCUGGUCUUGUUGGAACUCAGUGCGGCUUUUGAUACGGUAGAUCAUAAUAUACUGCUGAACAGGUUGGAAACGUGGGUAGGACUAAAUGGAACAGUCCUUAAAUGGUUCAGGUCCUACCUGGAGGAAAGUAAUUAUUUUGUAGCCAUUUUGACUAUCAUAGCUAUGCAGAUGACACACAGUUAUAUCUAGCAGUGUCUCCAAAUGACUACAGUUCAAUUACGGUGUUGUGUCACUGUCUAAAACGGAUAAAUAUCUGGAUGAGCCAACAUUUUCUUCAAUUAAACCGCAACAAAACGGAUGAUUGUUUUUGGCAAUAAAGAAAUGAGAAUUGCUGUAAGUAAAUACCUGGAGUCACUCUCUUUAAAAAACAAAGACCAAGUCUGAAACCUUGUUGUUCUGAUAGAUUCGGACCUGACUUUCAACAGUCAUAUCAAAUCAAUUACUAAAACUGCCUUUUACCAUCUGAAGAUCAUAUCCAGAGUGAAGGCUUGCAUGUGUCAAGCAGACCAGGAGAAGCUCAUCCAUGCUUUUAUCUCAAGGAGACUUGACUAUUGUAAUGGUCUUCUGACUGGACUCCCUAAAACAGACCAUUAAAAUGCUGCAGCUCGGGUUCUGACCAGAACAAAGAGGUCCGAGCAUAUUACUCCAAUUCUAAAGUCUUUACACUGGCUUCCAGUCAGCUUUAUAAAAGUUUUUAAAGUACUGCUACUGGUCUAUAAAUCACUAAACGGUUUAAAUAAUGAACACAUGAAUGAAAUGCUAAUGGAAUAUAAACCCAGUUGGGUUCUGAGAUCGACAGACUCAGGUCAAAUAGUGGAGCACGGAGUCCAAAGGAAACAUGGUGAACAGACAUGGAAUAAGUUGCCAACAGAAGUGACAUCAGCCCCAAGUGUGCAUGUUUUUAAGUCCAGGUUAAAAAUUCUUCUUUUUUCCCAUGCUUUUUAGACCAUUUUGACUUUUAAAUGAUAUUUCUUGCACUGUAUGCUGUUUUAAUUGUACUUUUAUUUUAUUUUUUUCAUCUUUGUUUUAAGUGUUUAUGAGCUGUUUUUUGUAAAUCAUGUAAAGCACAUUAAGUUACCUUGUGUAUGAAAUGCGCUAUAUAAAUAAAUUUGCUUUGCUUUGAAA